ACUAUUUGGUUGUAACGGACCAUUCUCGGCGGUAAAUUUUUGGUUUGUAAAAUUUGUGUUUCUUUUGAAAGUUCCAGAAUAGUAUGGAAAGACGAUUAUAACACUUUGUGAGAAUUAAUUCGAAAAAGCAAAAAAAUUAGAAAAGUGAUUUCGAAGUUUACAGAAAGCAUUCGUGUCUUUGUAUAAGUCUCUAAGAAGUAUUAGCCUAGUCGUCUACUAAUUACAAAUUUUUGACUGGUAUCGUGCAAAAUAUGGCGUUCGUGGUUGAAAACCGAAAUUUCAUUGAAAACGCUGUUCGUCACACCAAGAAUACCAUAAACUUGAGCAAAAGACAUGGAAUUGAGAGUGAAGCAGAUGUAGAUGAGGGCAACAACAACAGCACACCAACAAGCAAUCAUGAAUCCGGCACGACGAUUUUUUAUGGCAUAUUAAAGGAGGAUCUGCUCACGCUGACUGCCACCCAACGUAGUGCGUUCAUAACAGUUAUGUCGCUGUUGCUUGUUAUUUCGCUGUGCGGCAACAUCUGUACGUUGCACGUGAAUAUUCGACGACAAAUCCGACCGUUUUUUCGUGCUUGCCUCAUAUCGCUGGCGAUUAGUGAUUUGAUUAAUACCACAUUCCUCACAGUGGCCUAUUUGAGUCAAAUAGCUAACGAAUUCAUACAGGUUUGGAUCCUCGGUCGCUGCAUGUGUCAUUUGGUGCCGUUCAUCACCACUGCCGCUAUUUUGGUGAGCUCGAUGACGCUGGUCGGCAUAGCGAUGGAUCGUUAUUUUGCCGUCAUGCGAGCCGUAAUUAGUUUUUGGAAUCCUGGUGUCAUUUUCUGUGUGCUCAGCAUGCUCGUCUUAUGGGCAGCGGCCAUUGGCAUAUCGUGGCCGGUGUUUGGUGUCUAUGAGCUAUUCCCCGUCUACAUACUGACGUUGCAAAAGAUCCCACUGCCCGGAAUACACAACACUACACUUGCUCCCACAGCCCAUAUUUACAAGCAGAAGGCGGUUAGUGCCGGUUCAGCAGCAACAACAGAAUUUGGCACAACUAUGCCAUACGACACAUUUGCCGAAACAGCAGCAACACACACCCAUUGGGAACAAAAGGCCACCAACAACAAUCAUACUUACGUCCUGAUGAUAACAAAUGAGCUGGUGAUGAUGUGUAUAUCCAAUCAGUCAUCUAUCGCUGUAUAUUACUUCGCAAUUUUCGCCAUCAUUUUCGUACCAACAAUAAUUGCUUUUAUAUGGAUUAAUACAGUGAUUGCCAAACAAUUGUGGAAACGUCGUCAUACCGCCACUGCUGUAAGUAAAAAGCAGCAUAACGGUUGUUUGCAAAAUUGGUGGCGUUACCUCAACUGCAGUUGUGCGAGAAAAUUGGAAAACGACGAGCGAAACUUGAAGGAGGAACCAACUGAUACCAAAGAGCGACCAUGCAGCUGCGCAACUAUUACGAGUGGAGUUGACACAGCCUCGGAUACGCGCAUCAAAAUACCACAACUGAGCAAUCCGAGCGCAACCAGCAUUGAACAGUUUAUUUUGCCAGCCAACACCACACGUGCCGUGCCUACCAAUAGCAACAACAACAAUCGUACAACACGCCAUAUACGCAUGUUUAGCAUAAUCAUUAUGUUAAUCACCGGGUUUCUCAUUCUCCGUUUGCCCACAUGGAUCUUCCUACUGAUGCGCAUAUGUGGCUCCUAUGCUGGACGAACACCAAUAAUAUUGCAUUACUGUUUCGGCAUUCUGAAUAUAACCAGUUCCGUGCUGAAUCCAUUCUUUUACACCUUUCUAACGGAGACAAUAAAAUGUGCGCACAUCAUUAAGGGCACCUUCUUCUGUGGUGUUUGCAGUUUCCGUUUACGUCAUCGGAGCAAACAACAUGUCUCCACAUAUCCGACGGAAAGUUCCGUCAGUUUGGAGAAGAACAAUUCAUCAUUCGAGGAUCCAUCCCCUACCUGUGGUAGUUAUUGGGUAAACAAAAUAGCUGCACUUGCUCGGGGAUUGUGCUGCAAAUCGCCUGCGGAUAAAAGUAGCACUGUGGCCAAUUUAGGAAUUCAAGCUCUAGGCGAUAUGAGAAAGGGCGACAGUGAAUUGUAUAUCAACGAGAAGGAUGAAGGUGUCGAUUGUAGCGAUUGUAGCGAUGGGAGCUUUAAUAGCAACAGUGAUGUUGACAAAGCGGAUUCGGCAGAAUAAACCGGUGUACACCUGUGAAAAGAAUUCAAUUUAUCUAUUGAGUGUAUUGUAACUAUAUACAGUUAGCACAUAUUGCUAAUGUAUAUGGAAUUUAACAAUAAAUAAUGUACGACCUGUCUUUUACUUUAAAAUACUCGGUUCAUACCAGAAAUCAAUCCCG
Molecule: messenger RNA, 2340 nt
Organism: Zeugodacus cucurbitae (melon fly)
Lineage: Eukaryota; Metazoa; Arthropoda; Insecta; Diptera; Tephritidae
Exons: 4
Coding region: 252-2180 (642 amino acids)
Biological process (GO): neuropeptide signaling pathway
Cellular component (GO): membrane
Molecular function (GO): neuropeptide receptor activity
Source: RefSeq, a predicted model, not a curated record